Didymodactylos carnosus is the source of this 555-nucleotide messenger RNA. The record is from the annotation of a GenBank genome assembly. NCBI's taxonomy places the organism in Eukaryota, Metazoa, Rotifera, Eurotatoria, Philodinida, Philodinidae.
AUGAUGAAUUGGCAUUAUAAGCAACAAAAUUUAUUAUCAAAUCGAAUUCAAGAAUCAGAUCGGAUUAGACGACGAUAUCCUGAUCGUGUACCACUAAUUGUUCAAUCAAAUUAUGAUGAUCGAUUAUCAUCAACUAAUUCCAAUAUGAACUAUUCAUUAUUUAAAUCAUUUACAACAUCAACAUCAUCAUCUGAUUUAACAACAACUGGCUUUCGAUAUCGUCUUGAACAUGAAAAAUAUUUAGUUCCAAAUGAAUUAUCAUUUGGACAAUUUGCCUAUAAUAUUCGAAAACGAUUAAGAUUACGUUCUGAGAAUGCACUCUUCUUUUAUUUGGGAAAACAUUUUUGUCAACCAACAUUAAGUUCAACAAUGGAACAACUAUACAAAGAAUUUAAAGAUGAUGAUGGAUUUCUAUAUAACACUCUGGAUGUACCAAUCGAUAGUAGACUUCAUCACAACCCAAAUGUAAAUAGUUCACGUCUGGAUGAAGUUCAAGCAUUUGAUCUACCAUAUCUAAAUAAACUUGAUAUGAUCAGUCAAAAUAAAGGUGGAUAA